ACUCUUGAAACUCUUGAUGUAUUUUGGGAAAUUUGGAAAGAUGAGUACUUAAAUAGUUUAAGGGAACGUACACAAAUAAAACACAAAUCUCCUAGAAGUGCAAUAAUACGACCACCUUCCCUAGGAGAAAUCGUACUAGUAAAUGAACCACAUAUCCCUCGCGGAAUGUGGAAACUAGCAAAGAUAAAUAAACUUAACAAGAGUAGCGAUGGAAAUGUCAGGAGUGUUCAGAUAGAAUUGCCUUUUGGGAAACUUUUCAAUAGACCAGUUAAUAUGUUAUAUCCUCUGGAAGUGGAACAAGAAGAUCAACCCAAAGAUUCUGCAACUGAAUUAACGAAUGCAAAGGACGAAGAACCCAUCGAAAAUGAAGAACCAAUAGCGCGACGAACUAGAAGUUUGGCAAGACAACAACGAAAUCCAAUAAGCCUUAGGAGUAAGUCAAGUUUCACAAUGUUAUGUAUGUUAGUAACAGUUCUAUCCAUAAUGUCGACAAGAACAUUAGCAACAAAAACCUGUAAAUGGUCUGGAAUAUCAUUCAACAUCGCAAAAAGGAAACAUCACACAAAACACGAGUUGAAAGUUGGUAUAAUAAGCAAAUUUGAAAUUGAAAGAACCAAUGCGGAAAUAGAAAUAUUGGCUGACAAACAAAAACCCAAUCCAGUAUCUUAUCAACAAAACAUGGAAACUAUCUGGCAAGAAAUCAGUCAAGAAGGAGAAGAGCUAGCAGAACAGCUGGAUGAUGAGAUUGGCAAAGCUACGUUACUGAUACAAAACGAACUUUCGGAAUUUGCCGUACAUUGGUGCAUGAUUAUUGGUGGAACUAGUGUGCUCAUUCUGUUAAUAGUGCUAAUUAUUGUUAAAUUAAAUUGUCAAUUGAUUUUAUUUCCUUUAUGUCCAAAAUGUAGUAGAAAUUCAAAUCAAAAAACCGUUGCUAUCCCUAUGAAUUUAUUAAGGGAAGACCUACACAACAAAAAGGAAUUUAAAACUACCAUUAAAAAUGUUUUAAGUUAUCAACCCAAAUUCCUUCUUCUUGCUAGUUUUCUCCCCUCUCGGGAAUGUCGAGAAUUUUCUCGAAACUAUGAAUCAUUGUUUAUAAAAAUAAAAAGGUCACAACAAUGUCGAGAAUAUCGAGAAUUUUCUCGAAACUAUGAAUCAUUGUUUAUAAAAAUCAAAAGGUCAUUUUUGCUUUGCUUCUUCCUUUUAAAACGCUGUGUGGGAGUGGGUUUCCCUUUUUUUUUGCAAUAUAAAUAG
This is a messenger RNA of Dracunculus medinensis (Guinea worm), 1251 nucleotides long. The record is from the annotation of a GenBank genome assembly. Lineage: Eukaryota; Metazoa; Nematoda; Chromadorea; Rhabditida; Dracunculidae.